CUUUCAGCAGAAUCGAAUCGCGAUAAAGGGAUUCUGAGAGAAAUCCUGGGGAUGGCGAGCAGGGCCGGGGCUUCCUUAGCUUGCACUCUGGUUCUGGGGUGCGAGAGACUGCACGAGUUUCCAUGCAAGAUUCUUGCGGCUCGCGAGUCCCGGAUGAUCGGUCGCUGGCUAGAGCGAAUCCCGGAUCUUGUGCACGGGCUGGGGUCGAAUUAGCGUGAGGGUCGGUUGGAACGCUUUUCUUUAAUCCAGAAAAUGGAGCAAAGAGCGAGAAUUGGUGGAUUGGUGUGGAUAGUGCUCGUGGUGUGCUGUGUAAUCGGUGAUAUUGUGAAUGCCCACCGAAUUGAUCUUCACACUCACUUCGUUCCUCCAUUUUACCGACAAUAUCUCGCAGAACGCCAUGCCUUGGCAGGAGGGAUUCCGACCCCGGACUGGAAUGUCUCGUGGCAUUUAGAGGUCAUGGACCAGCUCGGGAUUGAAACCAGCGUGGUGGCGAUCACUACUCCAGGAGCGAGAAUUCACCCUGACGACACCCUCGAUGGCCGUGCCCUGGCCCGCAAGCUCAACGAGUACGCCCACUACGAGCUGGUUCAGAAAUAUCCCGGGCGAUUCCAGUUCUGGGCCACCGUCACUCUUCCGGAUGUCGAAGGCUCUAUAGCGGAGUUCAUUCACGCCUUCGACAACCUCGGAGCAAUGGGCGUUUUUCUCGAGGCCAACAAGUUCGGAAUCUAUUUGGGAGACCCAUCUCUCGAUCCAUUCUUCAAGGUGCUAGACGAUUACAAGGCCGUGGUUCUUCUCCACCCGAAUUCGUUGCCGGACGACGCCGGCGUUCCAGGGAUUCCCCCGGCUUUGGUGGAUUUCACGCUGGACACGACGAGAGCGGCGCUGAACCUGGUGUUCAAAAAUACCACCAGAAAGUUUCCCAACAUUCGUUACGUGCUUGCGCAUUCGGGAGGAUUUCUCCCCUUCGUGGUUUACAGAUUCGCCUUCGGGGCCGCGGACACAGACGCAGUUCUGGAGCAGUUCAAGGAAUAUUACUUCGACACUGCGCUCUCCAGCAGCCCAGCUUCUCUGCCUUCCACGAUUGCCGUGGCAAUGCCGGAGCGAAUCACUUAUGGCACCGACUUCCCUUAUGCGAGCGAGAUCUCCCUGCAGCGUUUCACCAACGCUCUGGACACAUAUGACAUGCCGGAAUGGCGGCGAAUGAGGAUAAACUGCACCAAUGCCCUCGAGCUUUUCAACGGAUUCAAGCGCGUUUAGGUUAUAGAAUUGAAUUGCGAGGAUCAUGUUUUGAGUUGCUUCGAAUCACAUUCGAGGAAGGAUUGGAGGGCGUCAGUGGCGGUGUGUUUUGUACGUGCUCUUUCGCGAUGAAUGCUUGAGCGCGUCUACGUUUUGACAUUGAUUUGAUGUGGGCAACAAAUUUUGAAAGCUGGAGGUACUGCCUCCGGAUGGUUCACCACGGAUUUCGUCCUGAGUGUCCUGACGACAUUUCAGCUCCACGCUGCUGUUCUGGUGUUGUAGGACUAGGACGAAAUUCUCUAGUUGUUAGUAAACACGAUCACUAUUAUUGAGAGGAGACAUUGUGCGAGGAUGGAAGAUCGGCAUGCACAAUACUGAAGAGAAAUUAGAAUCGGUUAAGAGUAGACAACAUUGACUGUACAAACUUCAUUCUGCGAUGAGAAAUUCGCUAAUUUUCUCACAGAAUCGCAUAAAAGAUGUUCGAAUUUUUCCAGACACUUGCCUCUC
Messenger RNA from Marchantia polymorpha subsp. ruderalis, 1743 nucleotides. The record is from the annotation of a GenBank genome assembly. Lineage: Eukaryota; Viridiplantae; Streptophyta; Marchantiopsida; Marchantiales; Marchantiaceae.